GUUUUUUAAAAAAUGGCUUCCUCCUCCACCAAAGCUUUCCUGGCAAUUUCCUUCCUCUUUCCUCUGGAUCUCUUGACCAGCUGAGACCAUUGAGAACCGUCCUUCUCCCCCCCAGCUUCAGUAGUUCUACCUUUGCUAAGAAAGAAAAUCCAAACUUCCCCUAGACAGCAACACACUGACAGAAAAAUCGAUGUCGUCUUCUUCUUCUUCUUCUUCAUCAUCUCAUCACGCCGAUUCCACUUCCUCCUACUCUGGGAAAUGGGAAUACGACGUCUUCUUGUGUUUCAGAGGCGCCGACACCCGCCAUGGUUUUACCAGCCAUCUCAUGGCUGCUCUCUCCGACAGGCAAAUCAAAGUCUUCAUUGACGACAUGCUCAGCAAAACCGAGAGCAUCCACGAGCUAAUCUCCGUCCUAUCAAAAUCCGCACUCUCAAUUGUGAUCUUCUCGAAGAAUUUCGCGGAUUCAAGCUGGUGCUUGGAUGAAGUGGCCACUAUCUCUCAAAGAAUGGUCAAAUUCGGGCACCGGGUGCUUCCAGUUUUCUACAAACUGGAACCAUCCGCUGUAUCAGAUGAUUCUGGAAGUUACGCUGCUGCCAUUGAGCAGAAACAUGGAAGCAAAUCUCCAGGGGAUAAGAAGAGAUGGAUGGAUGCUCUGAAAGCUGUCGCUGAACGUGCUGGCCAUACUUCACAGGCAAUCAAGAUUGAUUCUGAACUAGUUGAGGCGAUAGUUAUUGAUGUUCUGAAAAGACUCGCAGAGAUUUCACGGAGAGUGAAGUUUGAUCAUUUGAUUGGCAUGGAUGCUCGGGUUUGUGAGGUUGAACAGCUAUUAGCUAUGGAUGUAGAUGAUUUUCGCAUUAUUGGUCUUUGGGGGAUGGGUGGUGUGGGGAAGACAACUCUGGCUACAGCUUGCUACCAAUCAUUUGUCUCCUCUGGUAAAGAAAUCAAGCAUCACUUUGUUCAGAACAUUAGUGAAAAGCUUGAAAAGCAAUCGGGAAUUGAAGGGAUGGUGUAUGAACUCUAUUCGAUAUUACUGUCAGAGGCUAACUUAAACUACAUGGAUAUUUGUCAUAGAAGGGAACGUCUUUCUCGUCUGAGGGUGUUUCUUGUUCUUGAUAGUGUGGAAACGAUAUCGCAAUUGGAACAAUUGUUGCUAGGUAAUAUUUUGGAUUCCACAAAUCUGUUUGGCCCAGGAAGCAGAAUUAUUUUGACAACUAGAGACAGAAGAGUACUUGUGAAUGCAGGGGCUCAAAUAUAUGAGGUGAAGUGUUUGCAUUCUCAUGAAUCUCUCCAACUGUUUGGGAUACAUGCGUUUAGACAAUGCCUUCCACCGAAUGAUUUUGUGGACCUAUCUAAUGUUGCCGUAUCAUACUGCAAGGGAAGUCCUCUAGCUAUAAAGGUCUUGGGACGUGCAUUGCUUGAUAGGGAGAAAAGUUAUUGGGAGAGUUUCUUGUCUGAAUUGGGAGAAAAUCCAAAGCUGGAAAUUCGAGAUGUUCUUCGGAGAAGCUAUGAUAGGCUUGAAGUUCCGGAGAAAAGAGUGUUUUUGGAUAUUGCUUGUUUUCUUCCAAGAAUUCUGAAUUCUCUAGUGAUUAAUUAUUUUUCCACUAGAUACGUAGAGGAUUUAAUUGAUAAGUCCUUGCUUACAUGUGCAUUCGACAAAGAGGACAAGAGGAUUGAGGUUCAUGAGCUGCUAAGAGAAAUGGCUUGGGACAUAGUUAGCGAGGAAGAACAUCGCAGUAGAUUCAAUAAAUUUGAUGAUGUUCACAAGUUAUUGGCAGUUGAAAAGGUGAAAACAUCGAGAAGAUUUAGUUAUUUGAACAUUUUGAAACCUAAAGAGAAGCAUAGGAGUGCCUUUGAGAAAGGUAGUGCCACUGAAGGCAUUCUAUUGAACCUUUCUAAAGACACAGAUGUACAUAUGGAAGCCAAUGCUUUUGAAGGGAUGACUUCUCUUAGAUAUCUCGAGUUCUCCUAUCUAGAAAAUAAGUAUGGAGCUUCUAAAGUUCAUCUACCACACGGUGGCCUUAUCACGCUUCCUAAUAGUUUGAGAUGGUUGGAGUGGCAGAAAUUCCCUUCAAAGUCUCUACCAUCAAGAUUUUCUCCAGAAAACCUUGUUACACUUUGUCUAAGUGGUAGCCUAAUACUGAAAAGAUGCUGGGAAGCUGAGCAACAACUUGUGAAUCUAGUGUGGCUUGACCUCUCUGGCUGCAUAAAUUUAGUAGCAAUCCCGAACCUGUCCGGGUCUCCGAAACUGGAGCGCCUCCUUCUCGAGGGAUGCAAAAGACUGAUUGAGCUAUCAUCUCACGUUCAAGAUCUGCACAAGCUGGUAGUACUGGACCUUGAUGAUUGUACAAAUAUGAGAAUCUUUCCAGCCAAACUCAACUCAAAGUUUCUCAAGAAGGUUUAUUUGUCCAACUGUCCCAAGGUCACUCUUUGUCCUGAAAUUAAUUCACAAGAGUUGAUGUGGUUGGAUUUAAGGGAUACACCUAUCAUAGCCUUGCCAACUGCAAUUUACAAUGUGAAACAGGAUGGUUGGUUACUUCUCUGCGGCAAACACAUCACCUGCUUCCCUGCAAUUUCAGCGAGCUUGAAACGGUUUCGGUUGUGCCAUACCUUAAUAGCAGAGAUGGAUUGUUAUGAUGAUCAUCAGCUGAGUUCUUUGCCGAGAUUUUUUCUAUUGGAGUUGGUUGGCAACCCCAAACUCAAGAGCUUGUCAAGGCAUAUCUGGAACAUGUUCUCUGGAACUUUUCAUCUUGAGGAUUGCCCGUCGAUUCAAAGUCUGCCAGAGAUCUCACAGCCUGUGACUGGCUUAACUCAGAUUUAUAUAAAAGGAUGUCGGAACCUGAAGAGCUUUCCAACUAGCAUCAACAAUCUGAAAUCUUUGCAGAUCCUUCGUUUCUUCGAAACAGAUAUUGAGUCCCUGCCUCCGGCUAUUGUGGAACUUGACCAGCUCUCUGAAUUGUUUUUACAUUCGAACAAACGCUUGGAGUUUGUCCCGAGCAACAUCCAUAAGCUUGUCAGGUUAUCCUACUUGUCCUUGGCAGGCUGUUCGAGGAUUAAAUUUUUGCCAGAACUCCCGCCCAAUCUUCUAACUUUGGCUGUAAGUGGUUGCACAUCGUUACAAGCCUUACCAAUCAACAUACACCGGCUGGGAUGGAAGAGACUGUACUUUGAAGAUUGCCCGCAAUUGGACACGCAUCUUCCUCAAGAACUAGUGCUGAAUUUCUGUAAUCAUGCAUCAUCAAAUCUACAUUCUCAGGGUGUUCUUCAACAUUCGGGGAGUAAAAUUCCUGGGUGGGUUGCUCACAAAAGCAUGAAUUACGCAAGUGAUUCAUGUACCAUGGUGCAACUGACUCUUCCAAACUGCACCACCAAAAAGCUAAUCAAGGGGAUUGCAUUCGGCGUUGUGUGUUCUUCAGAUGUUGGUCGUGUCGGGAUAUCUAUCACUUGUGAUUGCAGCAUCGGCACCAGCACUGUCGCUGCUGCAUCUUGGAGUUCUCCCAGUUUUGGUCUGGGUCGGGCUUCCCAAUCAGAUAACGUAUACAUAUGGUAUGACAAGAACCUGCUAGGUGAGACCAAAAAGGGAAUACGAGAUGAAGCAGAAGCUUGGUAUGAGAGAUAUGCUGGCCUCACUGUUUCCUUCAUAUUUUCCCUUCAACCAGACGAGGAAGAAGAUGUCGACAAAGUCAAGAGCAUCAAAGUCAAAAGCAUUGGCGUCUCUCUACUGAACUAACUGCUAGCUCGCAGGUUGAUGGUCUUAUGGGGGAACGAGGAAGAUAUUACAGACAAUUGGUUGUUGUUUGAUGUAACAAAUUAGAAUUGGCAAUUGGCAGUCAGAGACGGGCCCAAGUUAUGGAUCCCAUAUAGCCUCUUGUACAUUCCGUGUCCUCCCAGCCUAAUAUAUCAUGCGGAUUGGGCCUAAGUUAUCGAGCCCAUCUAACCUCUUACGCAUUCCGUGUCCUAGCAGGAUUCGGAUUCGGAUUCUUUUUCUGUUGUUGCCAUAAUUAAUUUAUCAGGACUUGUUUUUAUCAUGAUUAAAACAAAUAAUUUUUUUUUAUGUGUCUUGUGUAAAUGUACGUGAGAAUAUUCAUGAAUAACUAGCACUAAUGUGAAUUAAUGUAAUUAAAGUCA
Messenger RNA from Linum tenue, 4125 nucleotides. Lineage: Eukaryota; Viridiplantae; Streptophyta; Magnoliopsida; Malpighiales; Linaceae. The record is from the annotation of a GenBank genome assembly.